Cyprinus carpio (common carp) is the source of this 7924-nucleotide messenger RNA. RefSeq names its product ubiquitin carboxyl-terminal hydrolase 31-like. Lineage: Eukaryota; Metazoa; Chordata; Actinopteri; Cypriniformes; Cyprinidae. Bases 1189 to 5100 code for a protein of 1303 amino acids. The transcript is spliced from 17 exons. Gene Ontology annotation, biological process: protein deubiquitination. Gene Ontology annotation, molecular function: cysteine-type deubiquitinase activity. The record is from RefSeq and is a predicted model, not a curated record.
CACUGUUUCCGCGGGUUGAGACGACCCCAAUAACGUGAUAUUUAGACCUUGGAAUGCGAAUUUUACAAAGGACACUCGCCAAAAACGUGUAUUUUCCUCCCAGAGUAACAACUGGGCAGGUUUUAUUGUAAAAACCUGGCAACCCUGGCAGCCCUGCAGUGUCAGUGAUUUUAGAAAAGCGCUCGAGGACGAGACGGCCCACCGAUACGCCACUACCACCAUCGGAAUCCACAAGACACCUUCCGACUGGCCGGUCGAGGAGCAAACUGUCGAGUCGACGAGAACACGCGAAACCGUAUGGGAUUCGUGAUGCACGCCGAACUCUCGCUCGGUCGCGCGCAUCUGCCGCUGUAGCAUCGGGCUCGCGCGGGAUAGCAGUCUGUGCCGAGACUGUUGGAUGUGAAAUCCGAAUAGACAAGCUGAAGUAUCUCGUCUGCGCGUCCAGUCUGAGCGCGUAUGCAUAAUAUUUAGCGGUCGGAGCGGAGCGUCAUUGCCUGGGUGGAGUUGCAGUGCAUCGCUCAAUUAUGCGUGAAGAAUCGGCUAGCGCACUAGCAUCGCGAGCUAAGCACUGUCCCGUAUUAUGACAGUGAUCUGCAUGCCUACAGCGUUUGAUCACGCGCGGCAGUCGAGCGCAUUUGACUUUGAUGCUGGUGCUGGACACGAUCUCCGGUAGAAAUCCACUUUUGCCCGUUAUUUCAUUGACAUGGCAAACGGUUAGCCCGUGCAGGCCUAGCUAGCCCCUGUGUUAGCUAGAAGAAACCGCUUCACCGGAUUAGACAGCAUGCAAACCAUAACGGUUUGUUUUUAGCUAGAGGGGCCAGUGAGCGUAUAAUACAGUAUGAACUAGAUGCGGAGCGAGUAGAUGGCGGACAACCAGCUGCUAGUUAAUAACCGGCUGCCAGGUUACUGCCAACUUGACAUAACAAGUUUUAAUAUCUGAAAAAGUGGCAGGCGUGCGCAUUUCACAAUGCAUUUUCUCAAGGCAUAUUCAGGCUGUGUCACUGAAGCAAACGCUUGGAUAAUAGAGGCACUGCCUCCGGCUAGCUAGCUCUCCGUGAUUUGCGAAGGGAACAUGCCAGAUCUUGAGUUGCUCUAAAUAAGCAGCCAGGGUUUGCAUUCGUUUAGCCUCGGCUGGCAAUUGUAGCUAGAUUAUCGCUGGGAAGAGGGGAUGCCCUAAACACUCCAAACAUGUCCAGCAAAGCUUCGGGUAAAGAGAAGAAGUCCGGCUUCAGCAAGAAGCUCUUCCGCCGGGGCUCGGUGCGCUCCGUGGGGAGUUUCAUGAACAGAUUUCUGAAGACCCUCUCCACGCUCUCUCAUUUCGGCUCGGAGCUGCACGCGCCCGAGGGCGACAAGGACGAUGGGGGGUUCACAGCCUUAAAGAACGAAGGCAAGGGGUCCGUCGCGUCGGACGACAGCGACUGCGGGGGGUUUCUUCCCGGGGACAAAAUCCCCGGAGUGGCCGGUUUGAAAAACCACGGCAAUACGUGUUUCAUGAACGCUAUUCUGCAGUGCCUGAGCAACACGGAGCUGUUCGCGGAGUAUUUGGCGCUGGAGCAGUACCGAGGUGACCAGACGGACGACGAGAAACCCAAGACGAACGGGGUCGUGCAGAGAAAGGGCAGUCAGGACGGAGGAGAGGUGACAGAGCAGCUGUCGGGACUGGUCCGAGCCCUGUGGACCUUUGAGUACACGCCGCAGCACAGCCGAGACUUCAAAAAUGCUGUGGCUAAGAGUGCCCUGCAGUACCGAGGAAAUGCCCAACAUGAUGCUCAGGAGUUCCUUCUCUGGCUGCUCGACCGUGUCCAUGAAGACCUCAAUCAUCUUGUACACCCUAACAUCAGAGGCUCUAUAAAGCCUCCUAUUGAGGAAGACGAUGGAGCGUUAGAGGGUCCUUCACCACCUCUAUCAGCUGGCUCGUUUGUCCAAGAGCUGUUUCAAGCUCAGUACAGAUCCUCACUUACCUGUCCGCACUGUCAGAAACAGAGCAACACUUUUGAUCCUUUUCUUUGCAUCUCCCUCCCAAUUCCAUUACCUCACACACGGCCUCUGUAUGUGACCGUGGUUUAUCAAGGCAAGUACUCUCACUGCAUGAGGAUUGGUGUGGCCGUACCACUCAACAGCACUGUGUCCAGACUGAGAGAGGCCGUGUCACGUGAGACCAAGAUCCCACCAGACCAGUUUGUCCUGACUGAAAUGUAUUACGACGGUUUCCACCGCUCCUUUUGUGACGAUGACGACGAUCUUGAUAUCAUUCAAGAAAGUGACUCAAUCUUUGCUUUUGAAACUCCUGAGACUUUUAGAUUAGAAAACAUUCGCUCUAAAAGAGGGAGCCUCCUUGCUAAUCUGAAUCAGAACAAUGUGAAAUACGGAGUGGAGAGCAGCCGAACACCGUCUUUCAUGCAGGGAGCAAUGAAUCCAGUAUCUCCUAACAAAAACACUGGAUGUGAGAAAAUGAUUCUGCUGAUUUGUAACAGAGCCUGCACUGGCCAUCAAGGGCGGAGGUUCGGUCUUCCAUUUGUACUAUAUCUAGAGCGCACUGUGACAUGGGAUGUGUUACAGAAAGAAAUUCUAGAGAAAAUGCGUCACCUGCUAAGGCCAGGGGUUUACAUUCAGGUUGGACCCUUUAGUCUGCGUGUGGUUGGAGUGGUUGGGAUCACAUAUCUGUUGCCACAGGAGGAGCAGCCACUAUGUCACCCCACUGUGGAAAGAGCAUAUAAAUCCUGUGGGCCAGGAGGACCUCCUCAUGUUAAGAUUGUAGUGGAGUGGGACAAAGAGACCAAGGAAUACUUGUUUGGACACACUGAGGAAGAGUACAUCCCUGACGCUGAGAGUGUGUAUCUGCACAGAGAGCAGCACCAUCAGCCGCAGGCCUGCACCCUCGCUCAGUGCUUCCAGCUCUACACCAAAGAGGAGCAGUUGGCCCCAGAUGAUGCCUGGCGCUGCCCCCAUUGCAGGCAACUGCAACAAGGGCGGAUCAAACUCAGCCUGUGGACCCUGCCGGAUGUUCUCAUACUGCACCUCAAGAGGUUUAGACAGGAAGGAGACAGGAGGGUUAAGAUGCAAAACAUGGUGCGAUUUCCUUUGAUUGGCAUGGAUAUGGCUCCUCAUGUGGUGAAGAGAAGCCAGAGCAGCUGGAGCUUACCCUCCCACUGGUCACCAUGGAGAAGACCUUACGGGCUUGGCCGUAACCCAGACGACUACCUUUAUGACCUCUAUGCUGUGUGUAACCAUCAUGGCAACAUGCACAGAGGGCAUUACACAGCAUACUGUAAGAACUCCAUUGAUGGGCAGUGGUAUUGCUUUGAUGACAGUGAGGUUCAGCCUGUAGCUGACGAGGAUGUCUGUCAGCAAACUGCAUACAUUCUGUUCUAUCAAAGGAGGACAACUAUUCCCUCGUGGUCGGCAAACAGCUCUGUUGCAGGCUCAACCAGCUCAUCUUUAUGUGAACACUGGGUUAACCGGCUUCAGGGCAGCAGGCCGCCCAGCCUGGCCUCUGGAGCCUCCUCAAGACGCACAUCCCUGAUCUCUUUGGCAGAGUCAGUGGAGUUUCCCGGUGAUCGCAGUGAAGACGAUGCCUUAGCGCUUACUAACACAGGAUCUCCCGCCUUGCUCAGAGGAUUUUCAACGCGACCCUUCGUGAGAAGCAUUCAGCGGCAGAGCUUGUCCUCCAGAUCGUCGGUUACCAGCCCUCUGGCUUUCAGUGAAAAUGGGAUGAAACCUUCCUGGUCCCUGUCACAGAAACUACAAAUGCGAUCCAACUCGCCCUCGCGAUUCUCUUUGGACUCGCGCUCCUCCCCUCCUCUCGAGAGAAUAGGAGAAACUUGUGACGACAAAGUGUCCACGUCUUGCUUCGGCAGCUACAGCAGACAUGAGCGUCAGUCCAGCAGUAAGGCCCCGCUGGCCAUGAUGGAGGGUAACGGUAGUGAUGACGGCAGUGGGAAACGGAUCCUAGACGAGGCCUAUUGCAGAGCUCCGACGCAGUCUGACAGGAAGAGCUCUAAAGGUGAGCCCGUCGACAACAACAACCAAAUUAAUGCUGUGGACCAGAAUGCUCUUGGAGCACUCUCCAAAGAGCAGAAGCGUAAGAGCUCCAUGUCGGAGAAGAAAGCAGAAGGAUCCGCCAGCAAGAAGAGCUCCACCAAGACCAAGGGGGACCAAGAGAAGCCCUCGAAGAAGCGCCAGAGCACCUCUUCUGUAACCAAGUCUCCAUCCUCCCAAGUGUCUUCCAGCCCUCAAGUGAAGGGCAGCAAAGCGACCAAUCUAAAAGAGAAGAGCAAUUCUCCCAAGAGUACUAAGGGUACCCCUUCAGGAACGCCCUCCAAAAGGAAAGAGUCUUUGCAGGCACAGGAGUCUCCAGUGUCUGGAGGCACAAAGGGGAAACCAUCCCUUACUUCCACACCCCAAUCCUCUGCCUCUCCCUCGCCCACAUCCAAAAAGAGCUCCUCUGUGGCUGAGAGGAACUCUGUGUCUGGCAAGAAGAAGCUGGUGGAAAGAGGCUCCAGCAAGGACUUGGCGCACACCAGUCCCCUGGCAGAGAAGUCUAGAGUCAGUGCCACUUCGCAAACAUCCCAACCUAAAACUGCCGAGGCAAGGAGGCCAGUGAGAAGCUCUAGUAGUAGUUCCUCAAUCACCAGCCUGCGCUCCCCAAGCAUUUCCUCGAGAGACCUCCGCCGCAGCAGCAAAUCCGAGGACAAGGGACUCUCGUUUUUCAAGAGCGCGCUUCGGCAGAAAGAGACUCGUCGGUCGGCCGAUCUAGGCAAGACCACGAUUCUCGCCAAGAAGGCUGUCGAGAGGACUGCCAAGUCCAGCAGCCAGUGGAAACUCGAUGCUGACGAGGGCGAAGGCUCUGGAAACUCUUCCCUGCAGGUCUCACCGGAGCCGCGCUCCUGCAGGGCUGCCACUGAUGAGAAAGAGUCCUCGAAGACCUCCACCCCUAACAAACGCUCUCUCUUACCAGUAGGCAAGUCCAAGUCUUCCAAUUCUGAGGCUAGUCUUCAGUCUCCCAUCAAUGGGAAGAGACCUCUUGAAAAGAUCUCAUCCUCUAAAAAGCUUUCUUCCAGCAUGCAAUCCUCUGCACGGGCAACACAGACGCCUCAAUGAAAUUUUAAUAGCAUUUCCAUUAUUUUCUGUAAUGCAGCUAUUUUUUGAUGUGCCUAAGAAGAAUAUAAAGUAUAUAGUAUAUACCUGUAUUUUACUUUUCUCAAAGAAAAUAUGUAAAUUAUCAGAAAGCGCCUUUCUCUCCUGCCAUGGAGCCAAAUCGUUGCCUCUGGCAAGGUAUGGUAUAUGAAUCUACUACUGUUCACAACUCUAAAUAGGAAUGUUUUAACUUAGCACUUUGUAAAUAUUUUUUCUCCCUCGAAUAAGGCUUAGAUGUAAUGGAUAUGUACAAUACUUUUUAACUUGGUACUGUUCCUUUUUAUUUGGACAAGUCACUUAUGAUGAAAUUAGAUUCUUGCGAUAUUCCUCGGAGUACUGUACCAAUUCACUCCAUAUCUACACUUGGUGCUAUUUACAGUCCAGUGUUGCCCUGGCACUGAUACAGUAUAAAGAUUGAGAAGAGUUACAUCACGAAACCUGACUGAAUUUGCGACUGUAGAUUUAAUGGGGUUUUGCAGAGAACAAUCUCUUUGGUACUUCUCGAAGCCUGCUCUCCUACCCCAACUUUUUUUCUUUUCUACUCCAGAGCAGUUACAAGUGUCCCAGUAGCAUAACUGCCCUCAGAAAUGUGCGCAACAAUGACACUGCAGGCCGAUAGCUGAAUUGUUGCUGUAUGAAUGGGAUCUUUCAAAUGGUAUAUUAGUGGAGGACAAUCUUUAAACUCACUCUAUUUAGUUUAUUCCAGCAAAACGCUGUGUGAUCUCCUUAUCUGGAUAUUAAUGGAGGCAGUGUAAGCCCUGCAUGAAUUUGUUUUGUAUAUCUUUGUUUUUAUAAUGAAAGUUUGAUAGCCACAUAAUCAUACUUGAACCAUUUCAUGCCCGCCAAAUUCAAUGCCAACAUAUAUGAACUGUUUUCGUUUGGCUUGCUUCGAUCUGGGGAUGAACCCUUGUGCGUUUUUAUCUCCCAUAUUUAUCUGUGGACAACCAGUGCAAUAGUUUUUAACACUUUAGGAGAACAGAUAUGGCCUUCUGUAUUUGGGAAACAUGCUGAACUUAAUGUUGCCAUUUCGGAAACAAAUUAUUUUAAAUACCAAUACUGUACAUAUGCAAUAGUGGUAAAAAACAACAACAACAAAAAACCUACAGUAUAUAUAUAGGUUUUUUUUUUUGGCUAAGAGUUUUUGAUUUAAUAUCCAAUUGAAAUUGUUCUGCAGAAAGGCCUUUGUUUGUUUUGCAUGCUUGUCAACCCCAUGGAGUUCACCUAAAUAUAUUUUCAUUCAUUCUCGAUUUCGCUUAGACAAGUUCAUUUGGACUGAGUCAAAAUGUUAUGUACGACAGGAGAAGUGUAGGGUUAAGCAAGUCAUUAUUGUUACAUUUGCAUAACAGUGUCAUUAUGUUGGCCGCUGUUCAGCUUGCUGCCCUGUAAUUAAAACGUUAAUCCAAACGCCGCUGAUGCCACUGUUGAACCGUUCUCAUUUUCAUGCUGCUUUUCGGUCUGAGAAAACCCUCUUUUUCAGCACACUUUAUCUUAAAAUAGAUACUUUAGCAAUGAACCUAAUGUGUAGCACACUACUUUUUGUUUGUUUGUUUGUUUGUUUGCGACAGACCCAUAUUGUGUGUGCACUGAAAAAGUAUUUGUAAAAAAGCAGUGUUGCAUGAUAAUAUUAAUGCAUGCACUUAACUAUGCAAGUGACUGUUGCUAAACAAGAGUCUUGUUGUUAAUGUCUGAAUUUAUUUUUUGUUUUAUUUGAAAGAAAACGGAGCAUGAAUUGUUUGCAUUUUAUUGCUUUUUUUGCACACUUUUCCAACUUAAAUUUUUUUGAACAUUGUGAUAUGAAAACAUAAAUUAUUAGCUUUAAUCAUAUGUAUUCCAAAAUGAGCAAUUGGCAUUGUAUUUUCAUGCUAUUUUCCUUUUAUAAACUAUCUUUUUAUUAAAACUAUUAUUUUAAUUCAUAAGCUGUUCUUUAGGGUAAGACCUCCCUGUUUCCAUGUGAUGAAUUUAGUUUUUAUAUUUUUAUAGUCACAGCCUGUUUUGGUUUUUCACAUUUCGCUGGCGUGAUGUGGUCUGGUCAUGCUUUCACAUGUAGUAUGUAGGGAAUGUCGUAUCUUAUAUCAGCUAUGUAACUUUACCGUCAGCAUUCAAUCAGUGCACACAAUUCCUGCAUCGCUUGCAAUGCUGAAACACUGAACACUACAUUCACUUUGUCACACUUUCACGUCAUUCCAUGUUUUAGGAUGUGAAGUUCUUGGACCGUGAAUUCAGAGAAUAUCUUUCUGCCAGAUGCAAUUACCCUCUCUUAGUCUUAUUGCAUAUGGGAUGCUUUCAGUGGCUCAAUGGCUAAUAUGACAUGGUCUUAUCAAGUGUUUGGAUAGGACAGAUGAUCUUAUCAUUAUAUUGAAGCUGUAUCAGUCUCAUGGUAUAAUAUGCGUGCGUGGUUUACACACUGGACUUGAAUGAUUUCUCACGACCCAGAGCAGUUUUCAUGUAUUGUUCAUGAACUGGUACCUGCUUUGGUGGGAUUAUAACUGGGCUGUCAUUUUAAUGUAUGACCAUAAGUCAAGGUCACCCAAAAGAGGAAAAUGAUAUUUAGUUAGAAAAAGCGAAAACCAUGUAAAUGUUUGGUUGCAUGAGACUGUGUCAAAUGCUUUUUGUUAAUUUAUUUGUAUGUUUUGUGUAUGCACUUUUUUUCCAAAUGUUUGUUUUUUAUUAUUUUAAAGAAUGCAUUUCUUUGAAAAAUCAUUUGUAUUCAUAACAUUGUCUCCCUAAUGUAAGUUGGCGGUUGAAUUAUGAUUAAAAAAUAGACUUGAAUUAGAGGUCUAACCUCAAA